AUGAGCACGGAUUUAUCGAGGAAGAAAAAGUUAAGAGGGGCUCAUCGAGCGUCCGCCACACGACUUCAAAAGACGGUGAGUGAAGUACUUGUUUCUUUUGACCCAAAUAAUCUGGAAGAAAUUGUGCCCAAACUGAAUCAACUUAAAACUAGCAUGAAAGAAAAACUUGAAACUUUAAAGGUCCUUGGUGAGGAAAUUCUUGAACUAGUUGAUGAAGCUAAUAUUGAAGAAGAAAUAGAACAGUGCGAUAUUUGUAGAGAAGGCUUACAGUUGGCUUUAGAAAAUGUAGAAAGAGCACUUAAUACCUCCAGCAUGUCUAGUUUAGCUGUGUUAUCGAGUGUGACUGUAAAUACAACAAGUAACACCCCACCAGUACCCAGUCAAGCCUCCACAUCACCUCAAGGUUCUAGUGCUAGCACUGCAAGCACGUCGUUACUACAGAAUCAAUAUUCAAGUCAGCUUGAUACAUCAAAUGAAAAUGGAAUGCCAAAUUUGGGUCAGCCUUCUAUGUCAACUGUGAAUCAACCCCAACCAGUAGAGCAUCCUACCAUACCACCUGCAUCACCCGAUAACCCUGGGGGGCAUCCAGCUGUCCAACCAAUCAAUCAUGUAGCACAAGUAAAAUUGCCAAAAUUAAUCCUUAAAAGGUUUUCUGGGGAUCCUAGUCAAUGGAACCCAUUCUGGGAUACAUUUGAAGCCUCUAUCCACAACAAUCCCUCCUUAGCACCGAUUGAUAAAUUCAAUUAUCUCAAGUCUUUCAUGGAUGGAGCUGCUGCUGAAUCCAUUGCUGGAUUGUCUUUAACAACUAAUGCUAAUUAUGAAGAGGCAAUUGUUAUUUUGAAAUCAAGGUUUGGGAACAAACAGCAAAUUAUAAAUCGACAUAUGGCUAUUCUGUUAAAUCUUCCAUCAGUUAAUUCUGAAAACAACCUGAAGGGCUUGCGCCAACUUCAUGAUACGGUGCAAUCACACAUUAGAAGCUUGAAAUCUAUGGGAGUAGCCCCUGAAUCGUAUGGUAGCCUUCUUUCUUCAAUGUUAAUUUCCAAGCUACCAACAAAUCUACAGCUGGUUGUUAGCAGAGUGGUUAAGGAAAACGAAUGGAAUUUGGACAAACUAUUAAAUACCUUGCAGCAAGAGUUAGAAGCCAGGGAGAGAAUUAAGGUACCUGCAACCAACAAGGAUUUUAAGAAAUAUCACGGUUCAGCCUCAGCAUUGAUGGCCGGUAAUAAUCCAAGUUGUACUUACUGCAGGGGGCCUUACCCAUCAAAGGACUGUACAACUGUGACUAGUCCUGCUGCUCGUCAAGAUAUUUUACGGAAGACGGGGAGAUGUUUUGUGUGCCUAAGAAAGGAUCAUAUCAGUCCAAGUUGCAAGUCAACAACACGGUGCUACUCGUGUAAGGGGCGACAUCAUGUUAGCAUAUGUAAGGGUACGAAGCCACCUCCACCACCUCCUAGGGACCCUCCUGAGGAACAUGGGCAAAGCGGAUCCAACAAGUCAAAGGAAAGUCCUAGUUUUGGAACCCAUCCUGACGCAACUGUCUGUCACACGACCUCAUCGAACUGUGUCCUUCUCCAAACCGCAAGAGCAAAUUUAUAUAACCCAGAUAAUCCUAAUGGUCCCAAGGUCAAAGCGAGACUAAUCCUGGAUGGCGGCAGUCAGUGCUCGUACGUCAGCAGAGCACUGACGGGAACUCUCGGUCAACCUCGUACCCAGGGCUAGUCGCGAAUUGAAGGCGGCGACGUAGCCCUGGUAAACGCUGGUCACGUGUCAGGCAAAUACUCCAAGAUUCUUGGAGUAUUAGCCUGCGAGCGGGCUUUGUGGAAAUAAAGACGGGGGCGACGAAAAGUUCACGAAUGGAACUUGAAUUGCCGCGGAUUAUUUAUAUUCUUUUAUUUUUUGUUGUAAUCUUUCUUCUUAAUAUGUUACGUUUAUAUAUUACGUCGAAUGUACAUCUUCUUUUAUGUAAAUCGCCGAGGAGGCGAUGUUUCGAAUUUCGAAGCAGUGAAAAUGGAGCCAUUCUCGUACCUACUAUUUGUGAUGAUUUCCAUCAAGUAUAAAAUGUUUAGAAGUAUUUCAUUGUUACAAAUUAUUUAGCAGAUUCCCAUUAUUUGUUACAUUGUCUAGCUCUAUGAAAUAUAUAUUUCGAAGGCUAUUUACUGUAAUAUAUUUUAUACAGUAUGUUAAUAUAGUCAGCUGAAUUUGUACAAUUGUAGUUAAAUAUUGUGAAUAUUGAGAAACACAUGGCCAGACUAUGGCCUAUAAUACUAUACUCGGACUCUCAAGUAAAGUUCUACUCUCACAUGAUUAUUAUUUACAAUAUUGAUUUAUCGCUGUGAGAAACGUGUUUACACUUUAAUACAGUAUUAUUAAACUACAUUUUACAGCAGUAUUAACUUCAAAUACUUUGUAUUUAUAUUUACAGUAAUGACCUGAAAUUAUUUAAAUGAGCCAUUACUGUAAUAACAGAGUGGCCAGGUUAACAAAGCUAAAAUCUGAUGAACCUAACCUGCUAGGAUAUUUCAAUAGUCAAACAUCAGUUUCAGCACUCCAGCUGAUCAGGGAUUUUUUAGGGAAAAGUUUUAGCACCUCAUUGUAAAACCUGCCUCCAAAUCUCAAAAUUUCAUUAUUUUGUUCCCUUGCCCCUAUAAUCUAUAUUUAUACCUUUUGUGCCCUUGAGAUCUUUAAAAAAAAUGCCUAACUCUGCAGUAUGACGUGUAACCUUGUUGCGAUAUUUAUUUUUUGACUUCAGACUUCAAUAAAUUUCUACUCUAAUACCUGACAGAGAUGGGGUCCAUAUGUAUGAACAAUAAGAAAUGAUUUCUUCAUCUAUUAUUGACCCAUUACCUUUCACCCAAUUUUAAAAUUAAAUUUACUGAAUGAUUUUGAAGUUUUCUAGAUUAUUGAAAAGAACUUUAUGGGUACAAGAAAUGGGGCAAAAACAGUUGAAUUAAGCAAGAUGCAAGUAACAAUGAACAAGACCGGGUCACUGGAUGGUAUUUCAGCACACUGGUGGACAUGCAACCUAAUACCUGCAACCUGUGUGACAUUUGUUUAUAUAGUUUUACACUGUACUGGAAAAACAAUGUCAAGGAACUUGUAGAGAUUCAGAAUGCACACUUCAUGGUUUAUUCAAUCACCAGCAUGCAUGAAUCAUUUUAUGUUAUGAAUUAACUUUUUUUUAAAAAUUAUUCUCACUUUAUAGAUAAAAUUAUAUCAAUUUUUAAUAUCAUAAAUGAAUAUAUAGUAGCUUUUGAUUAAACAAGUUAUAAUAAAUAAUAUAUCAGCAAAUAAUGACUGGUCUCUCUGAAAUCCAUAUAGAAAGGUUCAAAUUUGACUUCCACUACCACUACUUGAUCUGGCAGUUGCAUCUGAUUGUUUGAUUGGAUAAAUGAAACUUAUCUGGUUAAUAGUUAAUGUCUUAAUGAUAGCAAUAGCAGUAGUGGAAGUCAAAUCUGAUCUCUCUAUUAUUUUUUGAAGGUUUGCUCUAGUCACGUCAAUUCAGGGUUGCCCAUGCAACUUGGUUAGCACAGCUAGCUCUUCAAGUUGGAGGUCCAAUUCUUAGGAUUCUGCAAAUUAAUUCUAGAAAACUGGCUUUGGUAUGGGCUAAGCAAAAAUCAUCACACUGUUUAUCAUGCUGAUUUGGUUGUUUAACAGUUAAAGUCCAGGCUGCAUGUUCUUUUAUCCUGCAUAUGGCAGAUGGGACAGUCUGGUUUCCAAGUGUUUAUGUGGGGAAUUAAUAUUAGUCAGGACUGGCUUCUGAGUGAAAGUCUUGCCUGCUUUAUGUGAGAGCAGACUCUGUGCGAGAUUCCAAUUGCUACACAGCAUGAUCUCAGUGCUCUUCCUCUGAAACAAUGCUUGUUUGCGAUAUCAUCCAGCAAGUGCAAAAAUGCACUACCACGGUCAAGGAUCAUUUGGCAUGUUCAUCGACUAUGUUAACCCGUUGAGUGGCGCCAUGCACUCUCCACCUGAUGAGUAAAAUUGUCUGGUGUUAGGCAGAGUAAACUAACAGAGUAGGGUGCAUUGGGCCAUUCCAUUUAAUGUAUACACCCCCCUAUGGACGAGUUCAAUAAAAUUUGAACCCCUAAGAAGAAAAAAAUCAAAGUGCCGACACCAACACCCCCCCCCCCAGAAAUUAAGAAAUUUUUGCCUUAUCCCUCAGAAAAAAUGCAAAGAUCAAAGGAUGCUGAUGCACACAACCCCUCAGAAAUGGCUUUUUCAAUCCCCUCAGAAAUUCUAGUCCAUAGGGGGGGGUGGGUGUAUAUCAAAUGGAUGGCCCAUUGCCACUUAAAGGGUUAAAAACGUAAAUACCACAGCACAACACUUGUACAUAUACAUAUACAAGUAAUACAACAGCAAUCCUUUUAUAUAUAUUUAAUAGUCAUAUUUACAUAUUGGUGAAAUGUCAAUGUCCAUAUAUUAGGGAUGUCCAUUGUCCAUGAACUUGUCCCAAGUUUGAAACUAAUGUAUUCAUAUCUUUUGUAUAAGUUGUCCCUCUACAAACCAACUUUUAGUCAUUAUACAAGAGUUGGAUUUGCAUUCAUUUGCUUCGCAAGUCGCAACAAACUGAACAAAGUACUAUUCCAUAAACCUGUGCAAAUAAUGAUCGAGCGUCUUUGGCGACAUAUAUCCAAGUCUUUUAACGUCUCAUUGGAACAAAUCUCACUGAGUUUUUUCUACAGAAAGUAUUGAUCCAUUUGAUCAAUCGCCGUACUUUGAGAAAAGCUUGAAGUGCAAAAUUCACAAGGAAGAUUGAAGAAUUUCGGAGAUAAAAACUGUUUGUCUUCGAGUUUCACCUAUUCACCCCCCGGUUGAGAAAAGUAACAAUUAUGUAAUGUUGGAGUCACGUGACCAGCGUUUAUCAGGGCUAUGUCGCCGCUUUCAAUUCGCGACUAGCCCUGGGUACGAGGUUGACUCUCGGUCUGCAGUCAAAGUGUCAAAGGUCGGUAAACAUAAAACAUUUGGCUCUAGCGAAACUAAUGCUCAAGUUAUUGAUGUGGUGAAUCUUGGAAUAGAAACUGCCUAUGGAGCAAAUAUUGAAAUGUUAGCAUUUAAUGUGCCAUUAAUUUGUCAGCCAUUAAAGAACCAAUUCGUGUCAAAUGCUAGCAAGACCUACCCUCAUCUCGCCAACCUCCACCUAGCUGAUUACUCAUCUGGGCAACACGAUGCGAAAGUGGAUAUCCUGAUCGGUUCAGAUCAUUACUGGAAGAUCGUGACCGGGAAAACCAGACAAGGAGAUAGUGGUCCGACUGCCAUUCAAACGAGGCUUGGUUGGGUUCUCUCUGGGCCUGUUGGAAACGAACCGCGGCAAUUAACCCACACCAGCAAUCUUGCUACAAUCCACACCCUCAAAUGUGCCUCCGAAGAAGUUGAGUGUAAGAAUGAUGUACUUGUACAAGAACUGAAGAGAUUUUGGGACUUAGAAACUCUCGGUAUUCAACCACAGUGUGUGUACGAAGAAUUCCUAGAAAGUAUUAAGUAUGAAAAUAAUCAUUAUGUGGUCAAUUUGCCAUGGAAACCUGAUCAUGCUGAACUGCCUGAUAACUAUGAUCUUAGCAAGAAACGUCUAUUAGGGUUGCUGAAGCGACUGCGUAAUGAGCCAGAAGUCCUUAAGGAAUAUGACAAUGUGAUAAGAGAUCAGCUUAACAAAGGAAUCGUGGAGUCUGUGCCCGAACCAAAUGAAGGAGCCAAGAGAGUGCACUAUUUACCUCAUCACGCAGUUAUCCGUCAGGAUAAGGCAACAACCAAAUUGCGAGUAGUGUACGACGCCUCGGCGAAGUCAAGAGGACCUUCGCUUAAUGACUGUCUGUAUAGUGGUCCCUCGCUGACUCAGAACAUUGUUGACAUCAUCCUAAGGUUCGGUGCAUACAAGGUGGCCUUAACGGGAGAUAUCGAGAAGGCCUUUCUCAUGAUUCAUGUAGCAGAGUCUGAUAGGGAUGCAUUGAGAUUUCUGUGGUUCGAUGAUAUACACAGCCCAAACCCUAAGAUUAUCCCAAUUCGAUUCACCAGAGUAGUGUUUGGCGUGUCCUCCAGUCCUUUUCUACUAAACGCCACAGUCAAACACCACAUCGAGCAAUACCUGGAAGAUGACCCUAGUUUCGUGGAAGCUGUUCUGAAUUCGAUCUAUGUGGAUGAUCUUAUUUCCGGAGGUGAAAAUGUGGACAAUGCAUUCAAACUCUAUGAAGAUUCAAGGAGCCGAUUGGCAAAGGCUAACUUCAAUUUGCGAAAGAUUACCACGAACUCUAAAGAACUCCAAGAGCGUAUAUGCCAAACCAACCAACUAGUGACAGUGAACAAUGCAUCUGACGGAAGUAACAUGGCCAGAGCUGAUCGCAACAAGUCCCAGCAGUUGGUUCAGGAGGAGCAGCCAUCUUACACCGGAAGUACGUUGGGUCCUCCCCUUCCAGCAAGCGAUGACAAGCAGAAAAUUCUGGGAAUCUUAUGGGAUUCUUACGAGGACAAUCUUAUUAUUGAUAUCAAGGAUGUUGAAGAUUUGGCGCAGAUAGUUCAAGCUGCGAAGAGAAAUAUGAUCAGUGUUUCUUCCAAGAUUUAUGAUCCUAUGGGGUUUAUAUCCCCAUUGACAAUCAAUUUCAAGCUGUUGUUUCAAGAACUUUGUCUGGCGAAGGGUGACUGGGACCAUCCACUUGAAGGAACACUGAAAUGCAAUUGGCAGAAAUUAGUUGAUAACCUAAAGGACGUCCAACCUGUUGUUAUUCCGAGAUGCUAUAUUUCUGACAUACACGAGCAAGUUGUAUCCUACCAGUUUCACGGGUUUUGCGAUGCCUCUAUCAAAGCAUAUGCUGCCGUAAUAUACCUCAGAAUCAUCACACCAAAUGCCUCUUAUGUCCAGUUGGUGAUAUCGAAGGCAAGAGUGGCACCCUUGACUAAACAAACGAUCCCAAGGUUGGAGUUACUGUCAGCGCUCGUGCUUGCCAGAUUAAUGAACGUUACUCAGAAAGCCCUGAAGUCUGUGAUUGAAAUCUCGAAGGUGCAAUGCUGGACGAAUUCUAAGGUUGCAUUAUAUUGGAUUACGCAGCAAGAGAAGGAAUGGAAACAAUACGUACAGAGUCGAGUGGAGGAGAUUAGAGCGCUGGUUCCUGUAGAGUAUUGGAGUCACUGCCCAGGUGUAGAAAACCCCGCAGACAUUCCGUCACGUGAUAUCCUGCCUACUCAACUAGCAUCAUCUACAUUGUGGUGGUCUGGCCCAAAAUGGUUGUCCGCCACAGAGAUCCCUGCUAAAGAGAACAUUGAUAACGAUGUUGUACCUGAAGAGUGUCGAAUUGAGAUGAAGGUCAAGGACCAGAGAGCUUUAGACAAAGAGACACUUUCAACGAUGAUAGUGCAUGGAUCGAAAGAUUCCAUAAGCAAUGUUAUUAACUGUAAGGACUACAGUAGCCUGGGUCGUUUGCUAAGAGUAACGGCUGUUGUCUUGAAGUUCAUCAAGCUACUAAAAUCGAGAGUUAAACAGGAAGAUCCUCCAACAAACUCGGAAGUUACAAGCACCGACAUCGAAUUAGCUCGAGUUCUAUGGAUCAAGGGACUGCAGGAAGAAAUGAAGUUGAACGAGAAAUUCAAAUCCUGGAACCGAGACCUCGGCCUGUUCACUGAUGAAAAUGGAACCGUCCGAUGUAAGGGACGACUAUCUAACUCGAACUUGCCAUAUUCAGCGAAGUAUCCAAUCCUGUUAGAUACGGCUCAUUACCUUACCACGCUAAUCGUACGGGAUUGUCAGGAGCGGGUAAUGCAUGGGGGAGUAAAGGCAACAUUGACAGAACUUCGAUCGAAAUUCUGGUUAGUCCGUGGAAGGAACUUUGUAAGAAAACUCCUCUUCAAUUGUGUCACCUGCAAGAAGCAAGAUGGUAGAGCAUGCAAGGCACUUAACUCUCCGCCAUUGCCGGAGUUUAGAGUAAAGGAAGCAUCACCGUUUACAUACGUUGGCUUAGACUACGUCGGUCCUUUAUAUGUGAAAUCUACGAACGAUUUAGACGAGAAAGCAUCGAUUUAUUUGAUUACCUGCUGUGUUUCUAGAGCGGUACACCUUGAAGUUGUUCCCAACAUAACAUCACAAGCCUUCCUGAGGAGUUUUAGGAGAUUUACGUCACGACGUUCGACGCCAUUGCUUGUCGUUUCGGACAACGCGAAAACCUUUAAGGCUGCGUCCAAAGAGUUAAUGACACUCAUGCAUGAUCCUCAAGUGAAGAAAUAUUUCUUGCAGCAACGAAUGCAGUGGUCGUUAAAGCCCCGUGGUGGGGAGGUUUCUUUGAGCGGCUUGUGGGAUCAUUGAAACGAUGUUUGAAGAAAACCAUCGGAAAGGCAAGAUUGUCUUAUGACGAGCUAGUUACAGCUGUCACGGAAGCAGAAUCGAUCCUGAACAGUCGACCCUUGUCCUAUGUAUCCUCCGAGGACGUCGAGGAACCCCUCACCCCAGCCCAUCUUCUGAGCGGAAGACGGAUCCUGAGUUUAUCUGAUCGUCAUCAAGAGAACCCUGAAGAUGAAGAUUUUCAAGUCGACCUAUCGACGAAUGACCUCAACAAACGAGUUCGCUAUCUAAAUGACAUUAUUGAACACUUUUGGCGAAGAUGGCGGAACGAGUAUUUGGUAGAGCUGAGAAAUGCACAUAAGAGUCCUAAGAAAACAGUAGAGAAAUCUUCUGUGGAAGUUGGAGAUAUAGUACUAGUUCACGACGAGAACCAUCCGCGUAGUUUCUGGAGAAUUGGAAGAAUAAAGGAACUUGUCAAUAGCACGGCUGAUGGGAAAUCGAGAGGUGCAGUUGUACAAAUCAUGAGCAAGAAAGGGAAAGUUACUACAUUAAGGCGUCCAUUACAGCUGUUAUAUCCUAUGGAGAUUAACUGUAAACUUGCGAAAGAAGAAGUACAAUUGGAACAAGAGAAUCGUGCUCAGGAGUCAACUGAAUCCGAAAGACCAAGAAGAAGAGCGGCGAUCGAAGGUGAACUGUUGAUAAGACAUUGGAUUAAGGACAUGAAGCAGGUUUAG
Molecule: messenger RNA, 8991 nt
Organism: Paramuricea clavata
Lineage: Eukaryota; Metazoa; Cnidaria; Anthozoa; Malacalcyonacea; Plexauridae
Source: the annotation of a GenBank genome assembly